Messenger RNA from Schistosoma turkestanicum, 366 nucleotides. NCBI's taxonomy places the organism in Eukaryota, Metazoa, Platyhelminthes, Trematoda, Strigeidida, Schistosomatidae. The record is from the annotation of a GenBank genome assembly.
AUGUCUUCUUUGUCAUAUCGGCUUUUAAAUAUUAAUACUAGGCUUAAAUAUACGACGUAUGCACAUGAAGCAUCAUCAAAACUUAGAAAUCGUGGCUUUUCCCGAAAAUGCAAAUCGCAAGUUCCAAGUGUUCAAGGAAGAGAUCUUCAGUAUGAUGAGCUGUCUCUUAAUGCGGCUAUCCUUAUCAAACAAUCUGAGCUAACGGCAUUCUUAGAUUCAAGUAUUGCGUCAGGAGAGGUUUUUAAUUUCCUACGGUUUUGUGAUUCCGUUUACAAAGAAUCACGAACACCUAAAGGAUUUCAACGUGGGUAUGUUAUACAGUCCUCACUGGUGUACGAAAAGCUAGCAAAUCAUUAUGCAAAAAGU